This is a messenger RNA of Parastagonospora nodorum SN15, 1449 nucleotides long. RefSeq lists its product as hypothetical. NCBI's taxonomy places the organism in Eukaryota, Fungi, Ascomycota, Dothideomycetes, Pleosporales, Phaeosphaeriaceae. The record is from RefSeq and is a predicted model, not a curated record. Bases 1 to 1449 code for a protein of 482 amino acids. The transcript has 2 exons. Gene Ontology annotation, cellular component: fungal-type vacuole lumen. Gene Ontology annotation, molecular function: carboxypeptidase activity.
AUGGCCAAGAACUUGGGAGUCCCAGUGCCCGCUCGGUCGGAACGAUCGCAGAAUCUCGUAUAUCGAUCGUCGUUGAUUGGCAUAAGCCUUCUCUUGGCCGUCUUUUGGCUCUCGUCCCAUUAUUACAUCACCGCACCAGGAUGGGUUCCCAAAAUAACCUCGCACGGGGAGACCGAGCCGCGAUGCCCUCAGGUCCAGCCACUGGUACCGGCCAAGACGUCUAAAGAGCUGGAUGAUAUGCAAGCGUACCUUGAAUCUGAUGAUUUCAAGAAGGUUGCUAUUGAGCGCCUGUCCGGUGCAGUCAAGGUGCCCACUCAGAGCUAUGAUGAUCUCGGCGAGAUUGGCGAGGAUGCGCGCUGGGAUAUUUUUUACGACUUUGCUGUGUAUCUGGAAAAGACUUACCCGCUUGUGCAUGCGAAUCUACAGCUCGAGAAAGUCAACACGCAUGGCUUGUUGUACACGUGGGCGGGCAAGGAUGCGAGCCUGAAGCCAAAUCUGCUGAUGGCCCAUCAGGACGUCGUGCCUGUUCCAGAAAGCACAGUCAAGAGCUGGACGUAUCCUCCAUUUGACGGACACUUUGACGGGACGUUCGUGUGGGGGCGUGGAGCAAGUGACUGCAAGAACCAACUGAUUGGCAUCUUAUCAGCCGUUGAGGCGCUCCUCUCUGCGAACUUCGAGCCGCAGCGAACGCUCAUCUUGUCUUUCGGAUUUGACGAAGAGAUUUCCGGUGGACAAGGAGCUCAUCAUCUUGCAGACUAUUUGAUCAAGAAGCUCGGCCACAACUCGAUUGCUGCCAUUGUUGAUGAGGGCGCUGUGAAUAUUGAGAGCUGGGGUGCCAACUUCGCUGUUCCUGGUGUUGGCGAAAAAGGCUACAUUGAUGUAGACAUUAUAGUCAGGAUGCCGGGUGGUCAUUCUAGCAUCCCACCUAAGCACAACGGCAUCGGCGUGGCGAGCGAGCUCAUCACACAGAUCGAAGCUAACCCAUACGAACCCCAUCUCUACGAUGAGAACCCAUAUCUCGGCCUUCUCAACUGCGGAGCUGAGCAUGCUCCAGAGUUCCCCAAGAAGCUCGACAAGCUGCUCAGCAAACGGUCAAGCAAAAGCAAGACUUGUUCAAAGAAGAGUAAGAAAGAUGCUCUCGCAAUCGAAGCAGCGAAGGCCGGGCCUGGAAUCAAAUAUCUCUUCACUAGCUCUGUCGCAGUCGACAUCAUCCACGGUGGUGUCAAGAACAAUGCAUUGCCCGAGCGCACUCAAAUUACAGUCAAUCAUCGGGUCAACGUCGGAUCCACCACCGACGCCAUCAAGGCACACAUCGCCUCCAUAGCCGCCGAUGUUGCGCACAAUGGAGCCCGCUCCGGUCACACCAACGACACUUCACACUUCGUCCAACUCGACGCGCUUGACGCCUUACAGUGUAUUGUCUGGUACUACUCGCGCACUGUACGGUAA